Molecule: messenger RNA, 2088 nt
Organism: Condylostylus longicornis
Lineage: Eukaryota; Metazoa; Arthropoda; Insecta; Diptera; Dolichopodidae
Biological process (GO): brassinosteroid mediated signaling pathway
Molecular function (GO): protein binding; phosphoprotein phosphatase activity
Source: RefSeq, a predicted model, not a curated record
AUGGAUCCUUCUCGUGGUGAUGUCCCAAUGGCGCGCUUUGGGCAUAACACCUACAUGGGAAAUUUUACCGUCAUUCUUUUCGGUGGAGCCGUUGGAGAUACGGGCCGUUAUACAAUUACGAAUGACACAUAUAUGCUUGAUUUAUCGACGUUCGAAUGGUCAAAAGUCUCUGCGGAUAAUGCUCCUUCGGCUCGUGCUGCUCAUGCUGCUGCUUGCGUGGAUUCAAUGCAGUUUGUCGUUUAUGGGGGAGCGACCGGAGGUGGCUCUCUCUCUACUGAUGAGCUUUACCUACUCGAUCUCCGGAAAGAGCAUGCUUUGUCUUGGAUGUCUGUCCCAAUUACGGGUAUCACGCCAGGACGGCGAUACGGCCAUUCAAUGGCGUACCACAAGAUUUCUGAUGGACACCACCGAGCGAACUUGAUUGUUUUCGGAGGAAACGAUGGAACGCGUACUCUUGCUGAUAUCUGGUUCAUGGAUGUCCAAAAGUCUCCCUUCACGUGGAAUCAAGUCCAACUCCCUCCCGGGGCAAAACAACCGGCGCCCCGUUAUCAUUCCGCAGAAAUCUGCAAGGAGGGCCCCGCCUUUGGCAUGAUGGUCGUUUUCGGCGGUCGUACGACUGACAGUCGAUCCCUGAAGGAUGCAUGGGGACUACGCCAGCACCGCGAUGGUCGCUAUUGGGUGGAUGCUCCAGUCAAGAAGGGAGCGACGCCAGAGCCACGAUUUCAGCACAGCUGCGUUUUUCUUGGAAGCAAGGUCAUCGUUAUCGGCGGUCGCGACUCAGAUGUGUCAAAGCCUCUACCUACAGCUGUAUACGAUACAGAAGCCUGCGAGUGGCGAACCCUGCCUUCUGUCGGGCGUUUCCGUCAUUCGUCUUGGGCUUUAAACAACAUCAUUUAUACAUUCGGCGGCUUUGAUCAUCGAACUCAGUCUCACCCUACAGCAGAUCUGCAAUCCCUCAAUAUUUCUAUCGACCGGCUAGAGGAAGAAGGAAAGAAGAUCCGAGGCCACGCUCCCGCUCAGCAUCUCCAGCCAGUUCUCGAAAAUGAAGAAACACUCGCGGAUCGGGUUAUUCGGAGACUUCUGCGUCCCAAUAUCACCCCAAUGAGAAUAGACAUGGACUUCAAUGUCAAUGGACCAUUUUGUCUUUCUUGGGACGAUGUUUCUCAGUUGUGUAUCUCUACCUUGGCGUUGGUGAAGUGCGAGUCCAUGGUGCUCCAUCUUAGAGCGCCUAUCAAAGUUUAUGGUGACAUCCAUGGACAGUAUUAUGAUUUAAUGCGUCUGUUCGGGAGCUAUAAAUGCCCCGUAGACGAGUGGAGGGAGGAAAACGACCUCCCACCUGAGGGAGAAAUCCAAGGCGAUAUUGAUUCGAUGGAUUAUUUGUUUCUGGGAGAUUUCGUUGAUCGCGGUCGCCAGAGUUUAGAAGUCAUUUUGCUUUUAUUUGCGCUGAAGUGUCGUUAUCCGAAACAGAUUCAUUUGAUUCGGGGAAAUCAUGAAGACAAGGAUAAUGGCGCGUAUGGAUUUCAAGAUGAAUGUAGAAGACGGUUAAGAGAAGACCCAACACAUCACGAUUCAUGUUGGGAAAAGUUCAACAAAGUUUUUGAGUUUCUUCCUGUGGGAGCGCUUAUCGAAGAUCAUCUCUGCAUUCACGGCGGUAUUGGAGGAACUAUCAAUACUGUUGCUGACAUUCAAGAAUUAAGGAGACCGCUAUCAGUGACGCAAAUGCCCACUAAUGAGACGGAACAGAAAGUGACGGAUUUACUCUGGAGUGAUCCGACUGAGAAUGAUUCUGUAACAGGAGUUGUACCGAAUAACAGAGAUGCAGACGGGUCAGGGAGAAUCUACAAAUUCGGGCCGGAUAGAGUUGCCUCGUUUCCAAGCAAUAAACUAGAUCUGAUUAUCAGGGCUCAUGAAUGUGAUGAUGGUUUUGAGCGGUUUGCUGGGGGAAAAUUAAUCACUCUUUUCUCGGCGACCGAUUACUGACAUCGCAACGCAGGCGCCCUUCUCUUCAUCCGUAGGGACCUUACCGUCGUUCCGAAGAUCAUCUACCCCCAAGAUCGCGAACACCUUCACCUUAGAAACACUUGGUAG